Molecule: messenger RNA, 1530 nt
Organism: Mytilinidion resinicola
Lineage: Eukaryota; Fungi; Ascomycota; Dothideomycetes; Mytilinidiales; Mytilinidiaceae
Product: P-loop containing nucleoside triphosphate hydrolase protein
Exons: 2
Coding region: 1-1530 (509 amino acids)
Biological process (GO): mRNA splicing, via spliceosome
Cellular component (GO): spliceosomal complex; intracellular anatomical structure
Molecular function (GO): RNA binding
Source: RefSeq, a predicted model, not a curated record
AUGAACGCCGAAAGGUUUUCGAAAUUCUACGGAGGAGCACCCGAAUUCUUUAUCCCCGGACGAACGUUUCCCGUCGAUAUACAAUUCUCACGUUCACCGUGCGAGGACUAUGUUGACAGCGCCGUAAAGCAGGUACUUGCGAUCCACGUAUCGCAAGGUGCUGGGGACAUUCUUGUAUUCAUGACCGGUCAAGAAGAUAUCGAGAUUACAUGCGAGCUGGUCGCGGAGCGAUUGAAGCUCCUGAACGAUCCACCAAAGCUCAGUAUCCUUCCGAUAUAUAGCCAAAUGCCGGCGGAUUUGCAAGCGAAGAUUUUCGAACGUGCGGCUCCCGGCGUUCGAAAAGUCAUCGUAGCCACCAAUAUCGCCGAGACGAGCUUGACGGUUGAUGGAAUCAUGUACGUUGUGGAUGCCGGCUUCUCAAAGCUCAAAGUCUAUAAUCCUCGCAUGGGAAUGGACACUCUACAGAUCACCCCAAUAUCACAGGCAAACGCUUCCCAAAGAGCUGGACGUGCUGGUAGAACAGGACCUGGAAAGUGCUUUCAUUUGUAUACUGAAAGGGCUUUCCGAGACGAGUUCUAUAUUCAGACAAUACCCGAGAUUCAAAGGACCAACCUCGCCAAUACUGUCCUCCUUCUCAAGUCACUCGGGGUGAAGGACCUGCUUGACUUCGACUUCAUGGAUCCCCCACCGCAAGACACGAUCACAACUUCGCUGUUUGAUUUAUGGGCCCUCGGCGCUCUCGACAAUAUAGGCGAUCUCACGCCUCUGGGAAAGACCAUGACCGCAUUCCCCAUGGAUCCCUCAUUAGCCAAACUCAUCAUCACUUCUGAGGAUUACGGAUGCAGUGAGGAAAUGCUUACCAUAGUAUCGAUGCUGUCGGUGCCUAGUGUCUUCUAUCGUCCAAAAGAACGACAAGAGGAGUCUGAUGCGGCGCGGGAAAAAUUCUUCGUCCCAGAAUCAGAUCAUCUGACCCUUCUGCAUGUGUACACACAAUGGAAGAUCAACGGUUAUUCCGACGGCUGGUGCAUCAAGCAUUUUCUCCAUCCGAAAGCUCUGCGCCGAGCGAAAGAGAUUCGAGACCAACUCCAGGAUAUCAUGAAGAUGCAUAAGAUGCAGUUUACAAGCUGCGGCACAGACUGGGAUGUCAUUCGAAAAUGCAUUUGCUCAGGGUAUUACCACCAGGCCGCAAAGGUGAAGGGCAUUGGUGAAUACAUCAAUUUACGCACGAGUGUAACGAUACAGUUACACCCUACUAGCGCCCUAUAUGGGCUCGGCUACCUACCCGACUACGUGAUAUAUCACGAGCUCAUCCUGACCUCCAAAGAGUACAUGUCCUGCGUCACAUCAGUUGACCCGCACUGGCUAGCAGACUUGGGCGCUGUCUUCUACUCUGUCAAGGAGAAGGGCUAUUCGGCUCGUGAUAAGAGGGUCACAGAGAUAGAAUUCAAUCGCAAGGCCGAGUUAGAGGCCCAGCUAGAGACGCAAAUCAAUCCGCCAGCCCAAGAUCAGCAAGCGCCUCGCAAUCCCUAG